CAAAACCGCUGGCUCAUACUCUCGACGCCCUCUUCUGAUCGAACUCCGACACACUCACAGAGACUAUACCAAGACAGGCGCCAUCAUGUUGGACAUCAACGAUUUCAUCAAGGACCGCGGCGGAAAUCCCGAAAAGAUCAAAGAGUCACAGCGAAGACGGCAUGCUCCAGAAGAAGUGGUUGACGAAGUCAUUGCGCUGUUCGAAGAUCACAGAAAGACACAAUAUGCUGCAGGGACAGAAAUGGGCGCGAAGAUCAACGCUGUGCAAAAAGCCAUGGGCGCAAACAAGAAAGCAAAAGGCGAUCCAGAAGAGUUCAAGGCUUUGGUGAAGCAGAAGGAGGAACUAGCCAAAGAAAAGGCAGAACUCGAAAAGCAGGCAGCAGACAAGCAGAAGGAACUUCUCAAGAAGGCCAAGAGCAUUGGAAACUAUGUGCACGACAGCGUGCCGAUUUCUGACAACGAAGACAACAACGCCGUCAUCCGCACGUGGGCACCCGAAGGAGUCGAAGUCGCAAAGAAGGACUGCAUGUCGCACCACGAGGUUCUCACGCGGAUAGACGGCUAUGAUCCAGAACGCGGUGUGAAGAUUGUUGGACAUCGCGGCUACUGUUUGACUGGCUACGGUCUGUUCCUCAAUCUGGCCCUCAUCAAUUACGGCCUGGAGUUCCUCUUCAACAAAGGCUACAAGCCCAAUCAGCCACCAUUUUUCAUGCUGCGUGAAGCCAUGGCCAAGACUGCACAACUCGAGCAAUUCGAUGAGGAGCUAUACAAGGUGACAGAAAAGGAGAACGACCCGGCCACGGACAAGUAUCUGAUCGCAACCUCUGAGCAGCCUAUUUCUGCUCUACACGAGGGCGAAUGGCUGAACCCAACGGACCUUCCCAUCAAGUACGCCGGCUACUCAACAUGUUUCCGCAAAGAAGCUGGCUCGCACGGCAAAGACGCGUGGGGCAUUUUCCGUGUCCACCAGUUCGAAAAGAUCGAGCAAUUCAUCUUCUGCAGCCCUGAGAAGUCAUGGGAGCACUUUGACGAAAUGAUCAACACUUCAGAAGAGUUCUACAAGUCCCUGAAAAUUCCAUACCAAGUCGUCGCAAUUGUCUCCGGCGCGCUGAAUAACGCUGCUUCCAAGAAGUUCGACCUCGAAGCCUGGUUCCCCUUCCAGGGUGAGUACAAGGAACUCGUCUCCUGCUCCAACUGCACAGACUACCAAACCCGCGAGCUCGAAGUGCGAUUCGGACAGAAGAAGCAGACCGACGCCAGCUUCCAAAAGUCAUACGUUCACGCUCUCAACUCCACUCUUUGCGCCACAGAGCGAGCACUGUGCUGCGUGCUGGAGAACUAUCAGCGCGAAGACGGCAUCGAAGUGCCGGAGGUCCUACGCAAAUACAUUCCGGGCCAGCCAGAAUUCUUGCCAUAUGUAAAGGAACUGCCCAAGGAUUCAACUUCGCUCAAAGCGAAGGGAGUCGCUGACCAGAAGAAGGGCGGCGGAAAGCCGCAGCUUCCAGCUGAGGGAGAGGUAGUUUCGCGGCCGAAGGCUGUUGCUGAGGAGAAGCGUUCAUAGAUGACGAUCAGGUCGAACAGGAUGUUGACAAGAAUGAAACUCGAUUGUCAGGAGGAGAUGACUGUACGCUUGCAGCAUCCGCGACAAUUGUCGGCAAUGCCAUCUCGAUUUCAUGGUUUGUAAGUCUUACAUAGCGACCAGAUCGAAAUUGCAAAGAAGCCAUCAGCAGUCUAGAGCAGUGGGAGCGGCCAUUCGGGCCUCUGUCGCCAAGACCGCAUGUUCCCGA
Cercospora beticola is the source of this 1787-nucleotide messenger RNA. RefSeq names its product serine--tRNA ligase SES1 (gene SES1). The record is from RefSeq and is a predicted model, not a curated record. NCBI's taxonomy places the organism in Eukaryota, Fungi, Ascomycota, Dothideomycetes, Mycosphaerellales, Mycosphaerellaceae. Gene Ontology annotation, cellular component: cytosol. Gene Ontology annotation, molecular function: ATP binding; serine-tRNA ligase activity; tRNA binding. Gene Ontology annotation, biological process: seryl-tRNA aminoacylation.